CUACCUCACUGCGUACCUACCUAGGUAUUACCGUAGUUAUAUACUAGGUACCUAAAUCAAGAUUAAAACAUUCAUCGUUUUUUAUAGAGCCAAAGUGGGGGGGAAGGGUGUCCAGGGUGAACCGUUGGAGUCUCAACAGCUGGACCGGACAAAGACCAUACCCUAGGUAGGUUCCAGGUGUGUGUCACUUCAAGUUCCCGACUACAUGGUGGUAGGUUACGGUAGGCAACUUCGUGUGCGAGGUACUUAGGUACAUGCUGCUCCGGAGCUCUGGAGCUCGUGAGAGACACUUCUAGAGGCAUUUCUAGAGACAUUUCUAGAGGCACUUCUCUACGUUACGUACAUACAUUGCUUACAUUCGUUUGCUCGUCUCAUCUGACAAGGUUCUCUCCCGCCGACAGCCUUCAGCUUCUCUGGUCAACCCCUCUCACCCUCACCCUCACCCUCAUUGCACAGUACAUCCAGCGAGAGGGACCCCUAAGCUUUCCUAUCCCCCGGCCAAACAACAUGGACUUCAACUGGUCUUCCGACUACCCGGAAGGAGUCCUAUCUUUCCUGGACACCGACCUCUACAAGUUGACCAUGCAGAAUGCUGUCUUUCAGCACUACCCUGACGUCCACGUGACCUAUGCUUUCACCAACCGAACCCCCGAGAAGAAGUUCUCGAGAAAGGCCUUCACCUGGUUGUGUGAACAGAUCUACAAGCUUGGCCACAUCUCUUUGAAAGAUGAAGAGUUGCGCUUCCUCAAAUCACAUUGCACAUACCUGACUGACGCCUACCUUGGCUUUCUCAGCGAGUUCCGCCUGUCGCCGCGAGAGCAGCUGAAGCCCAUCUUCAACCCCAUAGGAGACGACACCGGUGCCGACGAUGUGAUCGGAGACAUCCACAUUGAAAUCAGCGGCAAGUGGGUAGACACCAUUCUCUAUGAGAUCCCCCUCUUGGCCUUGACGUCCGAGGCCUAUUUCAAGUUCAUGGAUACCGACUGGACCUACGACGGACAGGAGGAGAAAGCUUUCCAGAAAGGUUUGCGCAUCUUAGAAGCAGGCUGCACACUGUCCGAAUUUGGCACUCGAAGACGUAGGGACUACCACACUCAGGCAUUGGUAUUCCGGGGCUUGGUGAACGCGAGCAAGAAAGCUGCAGAGCAAGGCCUAUCGGGAAAGUUGACGGGUACUAGCAAUGUCCACCUUGCUAUGCGAUUCAACCUGGCACCCAUUGGUACCGUGGCUCAUGAAUGGUUUAUGGGUAUCGCAGCUAUUACGAAUGACUAUGAGAACGCUAAUGAGGAGGCGCUGCGCCGCUGGGUAGCCUGUUUUGGCGAAGGCGUGCUGGGGAUCGCCCUCACAGAUACCUUUGGUACCCCCGCCUUCUUAAAAUCAUUCAGCAAACCCGUGAGACAUCUUCCCGGGACGACAGGUGCGACUACGGACGCCACUAAGCCUCCACGGUCCUAUGCGCAGAUAUUCACCGGUGUCCGUCAAGAUUCAGGGGACCCUGCUGGCUUCGUGAAGUUGAUGCACGAAUUCUACGAUAGCCAAGGCAUCAAGGACAAGAAGACGAUCGUCUUUUCCGACUCCCUCGAUAUCGAGAAGUGCAUCGAGUACAAACGCGUCUCCGAUGAGCAAGGCUUUCAAUCAAGCUUUGGUGUCGGGACUUAUUUAACAAACGACUUUACACAAUUGUCGACAGGCAAGAAGUCCGUGCCACUCAACAUCGUCAUCAAGUUAAAUUCUGCUGUUGGCAACCCUGCCGUCAAGAUUAGCGACAACAUUGGCAAGAAUACAGGCGAUUCGGCCAAAGUAGCCGAGGUGAAGAAGCUCUUGGGCUACGUGGAGAAGGAGUGGGAGGGAGGUGACGAGACGAAGAGAUGGGGCACAGGCGAGAGUGCUACAAACACGUGAGGUGGGUGGCCCUGAUGAUGAUUGAUGCCCCCUGCUGCGACUAUUAGGGCAAUUUGAGGGCAGCGUGGACACUAAUCUACGUCCCGUAAAUGAUAUAUUUGUACAGCUUGGAACAUUACAUUGUGACACCAAAAUCUGUCAACUUGCUGGGCGUGCUGGGCGUGGAAACCUAGAUUUCCUUGCCCUGAGACGGUUAUCGAGUAUUCAUGGAUUCUUAAAAAAAGUCGGAUGUUUAAUCAGCUAGAUAUUAGAAUUGCAGUCUGAAUCGCCUUGUUUCAGGCGACUUGUUUCCCGUGUUUCUUAGAUAAACUGUU
Xylaria bambusicola is the source of this 2216-nucleotide messenger RNA. RefSeq names its product nicotinate phosphoribosyltransferase. The coding region runs from base 508 to 1902 and encodes 464 amino acids. NCBI's taxonomy places the organism in Eukaryota, Fungi, Ascomycota, Sordariomycetes, Xylariales, Xylariaceae. Gene Ontology annotation, molecular function: nicotinate phosphoribosyltransferase activity. Gene Ontology annotation, biological process: NAD+ biosynthetic process. The record is from RefSeq and is a predicted model, not a curated record. The transcript is spliced from 5 exons.